AUGACUCAUGAAAUUUACUCAUAUUCAUUAGAAGAUCUUGAUAAAUUAGAACAAGAUUUAAAAUUCCCUAAAUUCAAUGCUGAUAUAGCAUGGCAAUUAGGUUCAUUAGCUCGUUCAUUAGCCCUUAAAAAAUAUCCUCAAAAACCAAUUAUUAUUAAUAUCACAUUACUGAAUGGUCAUAAUUUAUUUCAAACUGCUACAAUUAAUGGUACAAUUUUAGAUAAUGAUAAAUGGGUCAAUCGGAAAAUUAAUACUGUGAUUAGAUUUGAAAAAUCAAGUUUUUAUAUUGGUCAAAAAUUAAGAAACAAGAUGAAAUCAUUAGAAGAAGCAAAUUUUAUAUCUUCAAUUGAUUAUGCAACUCAUGGUGGUAGUAUUCCUUUAAGGUUAAUUAAUUUUGAUGGGAUUAUUGGUGCUUUGACAAUUAGUGGAUUAGCACAAGAAGAAGAUCAUUUAUUUGCCAUUGAAGUUGUUAAACAAUUUCUUGAAACUUUAAACUUGAAACAAUAA
Molecule: messenger RNA, 507 nt
Organism: Candida albicans SC5314
Lineage: Eukaryota; Fungi; Ascomycota; Pichiomycetes; Serinales; Debaryomycetaceae
Exons: 1
Coding region: 1-507 (168 amino acids)
Biological process (GO): post-translational protein targeting to endoplasmic reticulum membrane
Cellular component (GO): TRC complex
Source: RefSeq, a predicted model, not a curated record